AUGGAGGUUUUUGUGAAAACUGUAAGUGGGAAGACAAUUAAACUUGUGGUUGAGAGUCCUGACCCAAUUGUUUGUGCGACGGUCAAGAUUGAGGACACGACUAUUACACUUGAUGUCCAGAAAGAGCCCACUGAUCAAUUUGAGAUAAUCAUAAAUAUCGCUCAUACCCAGUCUAUUACACUCACUGUAGGGAGUUCAGACACUAUUCAUAGUGUUAGAGCUAAAAUCAAUGAGAGAAUUAAAGUGUUUCCAGAUUUCGAGCAUCGAUUGUUAUUUGAAGGAAGGGUGCUGUGUGACGAUUCUACUCUGAAGGAUUACCACAUUCAUAAUAAAUCCACUAUUUACCUUAUUCCUCAUACAUGGGGUGGAAGCUCUUAA
Molecule: messenger RNA, 378 nt
Organism: Impatiens glandulifera
Lineage: Eukaryota; Viridiplantae; Streptophyta; Magnoliopsida; Ericales; Balsaminaceae
Product: polyubiquitin 3-like
Exons: 1
Coding region: 1-378 (125 amino acids)
Biological process (GO): modification-dependent protein catabolic process; protein ubiquitination
Cellular component (GO): nucleus; cytoplasm
Molecular function (GO): protein tag activity; ubiquitin protein ligase binding
Source: RefSeq, a predicted model, not a curated record